Molecule: messenger RNA, 3792 nt
Organism: Nymphaea colorata (pocket water lily)
Lineage: Eukaryota; Viridiplantae; Streptophyta; Magnoliopsida; Nymphaeales; Nymphaeaceae
Product: filament-like plant protein 4
Exons: 6
Coding region: 171-3365 (1064 amino acids)
Source: RefSeq, a predicted model, not a curated record
UUAGUUCUCUCUCUCUCUCCUCCUCUCUCUUACUGUGGCUGCUCGGACGCAUACUUUCCUUCUCUGUCUCCCUCUGCUUCCUCCUCUGCGGAAGUACCCUUCCUUCUCCAGUUCUCCUUCCCCUCAUUUCUCUCUCUUGUUUGGAUUCUGUUUCCAGGACCCAAUUCAUCAUGGAUCGCCGUAGUUGGCCUUGGAGGAAGAAAAGCUCUGAAAAGGCCGCAGCUGCGAUGGACUCUAACAUUUCAUCUUUUGCAAACUCAGGCAGUCGGCAUGAGGAUCAGGAGGCUUCAAAGAAAGCAAACUUUGUCCAGGUCUCUUUAGAAACAUAUGCAAAAUUGGCUGAAUCAGAAGAGCAGGUGAACAUAUUGAAUCAAAAGCUUUCAUCUGCAUUCUUGGAUAUGGCCACCAAGGACAAUCUUGUAAAGCAGCAAGCUAAGGUUGCCGAAGAAGCUGUGUCAGGCUGGGAAAAGGCUGAAGCAGAAGCUCUGGGAUUAAAACAACAACUUGAGGCUCUAACUCUGCAAAAGCUUGCGGCUGAUGAUAGGUCUUCCCAUCUGGAUGGGGCUCUUAAAGAGUGCAUGAGGCAGAUUAGGCAUAUCAAAGAAGAAAGUGAACAAAAAAUGCAAGAAUUGGUCAUGAACAAAAACGAACAGUGGGAAAAGAUCAAGCAUGCAUUUGAAGCAAAAAUAUCAACCUUAGAACAAGAGCUCCUCAGGGCGUCAGCUGAAAAUGAUGCACUUGCCAGAUCAUUGGAAGAACGUGGUAAUUUGAUAGUGAAGAUGAAAGAAGAAAAAUCUCAUGCUGAUGCAGAAAUUGAAAUUCUUAAAGGCAAUAUUCAGUCUUGUGAAAGAGAAAUAAGUUCCAUGAGAUAUGAGCUUCAUGUCCUGUCUAAAGAGCUUGAAAUUCGCAAUGAGGAGAAAAAUAUGAGUGUUAAAACCGCUGAAGCAGCAAAUAAACAGCAUUUAGAGAGUGUAAAAAGAAUAACAAAACUAGAAGCCGAGUGCCAAAGAUUACGUGGCCUUGUGCGGAAGAAAUUGCCUGGCCCUGCAGCAUUGGCUCAGAUGAAACUUGAGGUUGAGAAUUUAGGCAGGGACCAUGGAGAAUAUAGAUUGCGAAGAUCACCUAUCAGAAAUUCAGUUCCAUAUCCACCUCCAGUGGCUGAAUUGCCUUUUGAUGUAUCUCAGCAGGACCAUAAGGAGGCUGAGUUCCUCAAAGCACGUCUAGCAGCAAUGGAGGAAGAAACAGAGAUGUUAAAGGAGGCUCUAGCAAAAUGUAACAACGAGCUUCAUUCUGCUAGAAACAUGCAUUCCAGGACAGCAAGUAAACUGCAUGCUAUUGAAGCCCAGAGGCAGUCACUCAGCCACAGAAAGACUUUGCAAAAGCCAAAUACUGAGAUCCCUGUUGAAGGAUCUUUGGAUCACAACAGUGGCACUCCUCCAAGCUUGACAUCAGUGUCUGAGGAUGGAAUUGAUGAUGAGGCAAGCUGUGCUGAAUCCUGGGCAACAGCUUUGAUUUCAGAACUAUCCCAGUUCAAAAAAGAGACAGCUUCUGAUGAAGGCAGCAAACUGAACAACUCUACAAAUUUGGACCUUAUGGAUGACUUUCUUGAGAUGGAGAAGUUGGCUUACAUGUCAACAGAGUCAAACGGAAUCACGUACAUGCCUAAUGACUUGGGUGUUCAGAGAACUGAUGAAAGUAGUCCUACAUCAUUUGCUUCUGCUCCUAAGGAUGAAGCUUCUAUGGGCUCUGAGAUUCCAUCUUCUGCUGAAGAUUCAUCCACCUUAGAAUGUGCAUCUAAUGCAGGCAAAGCAACAGUUUCACAACUUCAGAAAAGACUCUCAUUCAUUCUUUCAUCAGAGGUUAGAGACACUGACCUAGAGAGGAUUUUAGAUGAUAUUAGAUGCGUUUUACAGGAGAUGCGAAAUUCAUUGCCUCGGCCUUCAGUAAGUUCCUCUGGGGAACAACUGUCAGAAACUGCUUCUGGUGGGGAGUCUGCACCUCAGACUGCAGAUAGGGCCACAAAUGGUGGGGAUUGUUCUGUUCCAUGCUUGGGCGGCAUGGAAAUUGAUUUAACAGAUGCUGUAUCAAAGAUUCAUGAUUUUGUUUUAAGACUGGCAAAGGAAGCUAAGGGCAUAUGGAAAGAACACAACUCUGUUAACAAUUAUUCAGUUAACAUAAAUAAGUUCUCUGGAUCUGUUAACAAACUUUUAGAGGGCAAAAUAGUUAUGCCAGAAUUUAUUCUUGACCUUUCACAUACAUUGGCUGAGGCUAGUGAACUAUACUUUGUUGUUCCAAGCACUUAUGCCUCUCAGGAAGAAAGCAGUAAAGCUGGCAACUCAAGCAACCCUCAGAGCAAGGUACUAGAAAAUUCUUCUGGAAAGAAUACAGCCUCCAAUGAAGCUACUUGUGGUUCUCACUCUAGUUCCGAUGAGUGUAUGGAAGAAAAAAGUUCAAGUGUUGGCCCAGAUGUCAAGGAUUCCUCCAGUAAAUUGCUUGAAGAAGUUUCUCAGUUGAAAAUAGAGAAGGAUAGUCUGCAAGCAGAUUUGGCUAGGUGUAAGGAAAGUUUGGAGCAAACAAAAUCUACAUUAACAGAUACAGAGAGCCAGUUGUCUGAACUCAAGAUUGUGUUUGCCUCUUCUCAGAAGUCCAAUAGCUUAGCAGAGACACAGCUGAAAUGCAUGACAGAAUCUUACAAGCUGCUUGAGUUACGUUUUACAGAAACAGAAGGUGAAGUGAGCCAACUAAAGGCAAAAAUGGAGAAGUUAGCUGCGGAGCUUCAAGUGGAGAAGCAUGGUCACCAGGAAGCUGUAGCCAAAUGUAAUGAUCUUGAGGAGAAGCUUCAAAGGAAUGGGGGUUGCACACUCUGUUCUUCAACUCAUGGUGCUGAUGUAGAACUAAAAACCAAGCAGGAAAGGGAGAUAGCAGCCGCAGCAGAAAAACUAGCCGAAUGCCAAGAAACCAUCUUUCUCCUUGGAAAGCAUCUUAAAGAAUUGCAAUCUCCUCCAGUAAAUGUAGGCAACCCAAUUAUUGGUAGACGUGCAGACAAUGGUGCAUUCGUAGAAGACGAAAUUGAUGUCCUUGAACUUCAUGGCAUGCAUGAUUCCCCUGAAUGUGAGCCUGCUGAGACAGGAUUGGCCGCUUCCAUUAUGCCCAAAACUGGCCGUAAAUCCGAUAUGGAUGCGUAUCAUGUCCCAUUGAUUUCUUCAGACACAGAAGCAAGUCCAAUUACAAGGUCGCCCCUCAGUUCGAAGCGCCCAAAACACAGGCCUUCCAAAUCGUCUUCUUCCCCAUCGUCAUUCCUAACACCUGAGAAACCGGCACGUGGCAUUGGUAGAUUUUUUUCUAGAGGGAAGAUCAGCCUGUAGUGUCUUCAUAAUAAGUUUGAUGUUCAGAGUUGAAGGGAAACGUGUGGAGUUGAUCGUGUGGUAUUAUUCUUGAGUUCUACUACUUCACUGGGUUGAUGCCGUUCCUUCUGGUGACUCCAUGUCAGUACUGCGGGGUGCCUACAACAAAGAUUGUUUGGAUAGUGCAUUUCUAGGCAGGAUUAUGAGGUGGUUUUUGUCUCUUCCAGAACAACAUGAAAAUUUCAUGGAAGCGAGAUUUCUCCAGACGCCUUCCCUUUUAUUGCUAAGAUAAGAGAACUGCUUUUAUGUUUCUGCAAAAUUAAGGGACACGAUGUAUCUGAAAUAUGAUAUGCAUCCCAUGUAAUUGCAGAACUGAGCUCGUUAGGUCCGAGGGAAGGGUUGUUUGUAAAUACAUGUUUGAUAUGUAGGGAUGCAGUCCCUUUUUUCA